CCUCACUGUCCUGUGCUGUCGUCCCGGACCCGGACCGUCCCGGACCGGACCUGUCCUCGAUGUUCGGCACGCCAGCGGCCCGACCUCCGCGCCGCAAAGUCCUCUGGGUCGGCUUCUCUCCAACCGCCAACACGCCGCCCGAGCUCUGCAUCACGCCGCCGUCGGCCUGGCUCUCUGGUGGACGGAUGUCGCCCUCGUCGUCGCCCACAUCGCCUCGCAAUCCUCGAGCCCUGCGCAUCUCGCACCCGCGCCUCGCCCUCGCGAUGCUCGCCUCCUGCUCCGUCCUGCUCCUCCUCAUGGUGGCGACGACCUCCUCAGGCAAGCCGCGGCAGCUCCUCCAGAGGGAAGGCCUCCUCUUUGGACGGACGCCGAUGGCCGGCGGCCUUUCCGCCAUGCUCUAUGGAGAUGGCAUCGCGGUGGAGAUCCCGGACCCACGUUCUCCAGCGGCUGCUGCGCCCGCCGUGGCUCCGUCACGGCCAGACGGCUCUCCGGCGUCAAAGGCUGCGCCAGCCGCGGCCCCGUCGCGGCCAAUCCGCGCCGCAGCUCCGGCUCCGCUGUCGCCGGUGGCGGAGGCUGCGGCGCCGGUCCCAGCCGCGUCGCCAUCGCGGCCCAAAAGUAGCUCCAGCUCCAGCCUUACGGCCGAAAGCAGACCCGUCCGUACAGAGGCCGCAGCGCCGAGCCCCGCCUCUGGCCUCUCCCGGCCGGUCAGUCGCCUCGUCAACGUGACGUUUGCCUUUGCUCGCACGCCCCUGCUGGGCGGCUCCGCCGAGCUCUUCUGGCUGAGCGACAACGCCACCGAGCGCUGGUACGCCUCGCUGCCGGCCGGGGUCGAGGGAGGCACGCUCUCGGUGCAAGCCUCGGCCGGUGCGCGCUACCGCGUCGUCGAGGGCGGGAGCGGCAAGACGAUCGCCCGGCAGACGGCGUCUCACGAGGCGCCGGCAGCACGCAGGACGGGGUUCCGCCCCGUCGUGCUCCGCUUCAGCGUGCAGCCGUCCCGCUUCCACGUCGGGGGCGAGGCCGGAGGCAGGCUCUCCCUCUACUGGAGCUGGGCGGGCGAGGGCGGGAGCGGGUACGUAGAUGCGGCAGCACAGCGUGCCCAUGGCGUUUCGACGGGGCACGUGCCAACCACGUACCAACCACGCACUCGAGCCGCGGUUGCAUCCGUCGCCCUCGUCGUCACGCGGAGCAUCGCGACGAUGUCCGGUGAGCGCUGGAUCGUGCGAGACGCAGCCGGCCGGCAGGUGCGCGCCGUCGUCGCUGCGGACGCGCCGGCGGAGCAGGCGGUCGUGCUGGACGCGAGGUGGGCGGUUUGGCAUUGACGGCGGCGUGCGCGGCCCAAGAGCGAAGGCGGCAGGACGACUCGCAUAUUUGACUCACUGCAUGUGCUGAGGGAGGAGCUAGGGCGCGACCACGGCGAGAGCGCGAGGGCGCAGUGCCAGUGGAUACCGCGCCAGCCGGGCCCCGUGUCGCCCCUGGCCGCGAGGAGAGAGGAAGGUGUACGUUGACUGUUGUGUGUAUGCCGCUCCAUGAUGCUCGGAUAUUAUGCUCGUACUGUGUAUUGUGUGGCAUGUGCGUGGCGCGUGUCUAAG
This is a messenger RNA of Emiliania huxleyi CCMP1516, 1589 nucleotides long. RefSeq lists its product as hypothetical. Bases 60 to 1319 code for a protein of 419 amino acids. NCBI's taxonomy places the organism in Eukaryota, Haptophyta, Isochrysidales, Noelaerhabdaceae. The record is from RefSeq and is a predicted model, not a curated record. The transcript is spliced from 6 exons.